AUGAGCGGCAGCACAAACGCGACUACGUGUGCUCCAUGGGAUAGCAGCCCGGCGCCACAAAGUGAGCUCGGCUUGGCUUUGGCCCUGCUCAAUAUGGUGGUCCACAUUCCCUUCAAUGACUUGCCUGUGGUCGAGGACUACCAACUAGGGCAACUGCGGCCGGAGUACGACUACGUCAUCGGGUGCGUCAUCGCCAACCAGCUCUCGGAGGACCCUGAUGUCACGGUACUGUUGCUGGAAGCGGGAGGGCUUGAAGCAGCGUCGCGACAGGUCCCUUUCGCCGCGCCCAUGAAUCUCAGGGGAGACGACGACUGGGAAGACCGGAGCGUACCACAGAAGAACGCCGCCCUUUCCUUCCAUGAACAGGUGAACUUCGAGGGAACCCGCGCCGUGGGUGCGUCAUUUACUAGAUUUGGGCGACCGGGGACCGUGUCGGCAAAGCGAGAAGUGAUUCUCUCAGCAGGCACCGUGGGAUCCACUCAACACCUGCUGCUCUCCGGACUGGGACCCAAGGAGGAGCUGAAGCAGUUACAGAUCCCGAUUGUCGCCGACCUCCCAGUAGGACGCAACCUUCAAGACCACCCAACUCUCCCACUGGGCGUCCCCAUUAGGACGGACGUCCAAGCUGGUAUCGGACCGUUUAGCCUGGAAGACAUUGCGCAACACGCGCGAAACCGAACAGGGACAAUUUUCAUACCGGCAAGUAUGGAGUUUCUACAGUUCCUGGUCACCGACUACGCGACAAAUCCUGACAUCCCCGAUGUAGAGGUAGCCACCAUGUCGAUUUCCCCGGCCCGCGAAACGCUGAAGACAACAAUGACGCAAUGGGGCCUGCUGCCAGAGGUUUUUGAUAGCUACAUUGGGCCCGUCAACGGGCAACCCGGCUUUCAAGCAGUAACAAUCCUCAACCGACCACGAUUCCGGGGAUCCAUUACGCUUCGUUCCACAGAUCCCUACGAGCACCCAAACAUCGACCCACGCAUUUUGGAGCACCCGGACGAUGCCAGGGCGGCCGCUCAAGGUACAAAGAUAUUCAUCGACAAGAUACUGAGCACGGACGCCAUGAAAAGCAUCGGCGCGAAGCUCUGGGACUCGACAUUCACGCCGUGUGCCGACGCGGGGCCCCGUUGGAGCGAGCAGUACAUCGAGUGCCUGUUCCGGCACACCGCACUACCCAUCUGGCACCUGUGCUGCACCGUGGCCAUGGGCUCGCACUCCGAGGCAGUCCUGGACGAACGCCUACGCGUCCGAGGCAACGUGACGGGCUUGCGAGUGGCCGACGCCUCAGUGAUGCCCGACAUCGUAAGCGGCCACACAAACGCGCCAAGCAUGAUGAUCGGCAGCAAGGCCGCUGACAUGAUCAUCGAGGACAACGAAGAACGCCAUUCUAAGAAGCGUCGCAGGACGACGGGAAGACAUUGACGUUCUUC
Messenger RNA from Dermacentor silvarum, 1430 nucleotides. RefSeq names its product ecdysone oxidase-like. The record is from RefSeq and is a predicted model, not a curated record. The coding region runs from base 1 to 1422 and encodes 473 amino acids. The transcript is spliced from 8 exons. Lineage: Eukaryota; Metazoa; Arthropoda; Arachnida; Ixodida; Ixodidae. Gene Ontology annotation, molecular function: flavin adenine dinucleotide binding; oxidoreductase activity, acting on CH-OH group of donors.